Pomacea canaliculata is the source of this 1716-nucleotide messenger RNA. RefSeq lists its product as uncharacterized. The transcript is spliced from 3 exons. The record is from RefSeq and is a predicted model, not a curated record. Lineage: Eukaryota; Metazoa; Mollusca; Gastropoda; Architaenioglossa; Ampullariidae. The coding region runs from base 34 to 954 and encodes 306 amino acids.
AGUAAUUGUGAUGAGAGUCGUGCAGCGUGCAUCAUGUUGUAUCACCUGUUGCUGCAGACACUAAAGACACAACAGUCAGCAGGUGCAUCCCCCGGUCAGCCUCACCUGCUGCUGUAUGAUCUUUAUGACAAUAAUGAGAAGGAGGCGGAGAAGAUCGUCAACGACUUGUCACAGGCAGCAACAGGAGGGUCGUUGUACGUCAUCGUUGAUGAAGCGGGGUUAGACUUCCACACUGUGUGUGACAAGCUGCGGACACAAGUUCCUGAUCUCCAUCUUUGGGCGGCAAGUUGUUUCCAUAGAUACGCACCCGCCGGCUGGCAAGUGGAAUAUUUAACCAGACCCCUCCGCUCUCCACCGGCCGUCGUCAGGGAAGUCAAGAAGGACGCGUGGAUCACUGAGUACCGUCUUGUCCAGCCGUACAGUGAGCGAGGUGUGCCCGACCACACAGACGGCCCGCCAGUCACACGACUGUAUCACCAACAUCACGGUCACUCAGAUGACGGUCCAGAUGACUGUGUGACGUGCGGUCGUGACGUGGCCAGCUUCCUACACAGUCUCCGUGUUGGUGUUACAGAGAAUGUCACGACAUUAGCCACGACCGUCACCUCCACCAACGGCGGCACAACACCGCCCUGCCUGCAGUGGAGAGACGUGUUGGUGUUGCACUGGGAUGACAUUAGUGACGACUCGGGUGUGAUGAAGGGACUGAAAGAAGCGGGUAUCCCAGUGCGGGUGAUGAAGGACGAUGACAUCGAGGACGUUGCCACGGCCCGCAGUGACGUGGUGUGGGUGGCGAGGGAAGAUCGUGUUUGUGGUCUGGAGAGAAAAGUCGUCGUCUGUCUGAAGGAUCAAGUUUUAACGCGGUUGUACUCCACGUCCCGGUGUUCGUCACAACUUCUGAUUGUCUACUAUCGACAAGGCAAAGGGUAUCUGACGUCAUCACAUGGUGUGUAGGAAACAUUUCUAUACACAUGUUUAAUGACAUUCAUAUACACAUGCUGUGUAUGACACAUUUAUAUAUACAUGUUGUGUAUGACACAUUUAUAUCUACAUGUUGUGUUUUGCACUCACAACAGUCGGUGUCUCUUUACACAACAACUAGUGUUAACUUUAAUAUCAUACGUAUGCACACAGAUGAGGUGACACUUUUAUUGCAGCAUGUAAAUACGUUUACAACAUAGCACACCACACAUAAACUAAACUUUUUGUAAAAAAUUCUACUUUUUAUCAACAAUUCGAGAAAGUACAUGCACUGUAGCUGCAACAUCACCAGGAGCAGCAGCAACUGUGUGUCGGGCUUUGGCAGUAAAACGUUUAAGACAAAUUUUUUUUUUAAAUAUUAACUUUCUUGUUCUUUUCUGCAGUGGACUGUUGAAUAUGUUCCAGUAAUUUCUUUUCUUGUAUUUGUUUAUGAAUUCACACACAGACUGUGUCACACUAAGUCGUGUACAGACCUCCCUUCAAACCGUUAUUUUGCCAGAGCAGCUGUCAACAUGUCUCCAAGAUCUGAGAAUGACGAACCUCACGUGACCUGCCCAGUUGGUUACCCAAAUAAUAAAACCCAUUCUUGUGUGAUUUUGUCAUUUUUCUCACAGUUACCUUCUACUCUCCUCAGGAGACGAUUUUGAUUCUAUUGCUAAUUUGGUCUCUGAAUGAUUAAACGAGAAGAAGUGAACAGGUCGCGACUUUCAAAUGAAUAAAGACUUUUAAUUGUUA